This is a messenger RNA of Ailuropoda melanoleuca (giant panda), 2991 nucleotides long. RefSeq names its product inhibin subunit beta E (gene INHBE). The record is from RefSeq and is a predicted model, not a curated record. The transcript is spliced from 4 exons. NCBI's taxonomy places the organism in Eukaryota, Metazoa, Chordata, Mammalia, Carnivora, Ursidae. Bases 874 to 1929 code for a protein of 351 amino acids. Gene Ontology annotation, molecular function: growth factor activity; hormone activity; cytokine activity. Gene Ontology annotation, cellular component: extracellular region.
GUAUGAGAUCAUCAGCUUUGCUGACACAGCUUCUUGAAGAAACUGGGGCGUAAGAAGAAAGGCUAGGAUGAAGUCUACCUUCGUGAGUUCAAGGUGGAGGGGCCGUGGCCGUCCCAGUUAUUCAGUGAGGAAGUGUGGUAAGGAGGGCUGGGAUUGGAACUCAUCUUGCUUUGCUCUUCCAAGUCUUUAAACCUUCCAUUUCCUGCCCCUUUACACAGAGGCCUCACACCACUUCUAGGAUGCUCCGGAUUUAGGUAACUCUCACAGUCCCCUUAAAGAGACCCAGCAGCUGGGUAUGCCCUCCCAAGUCCCAUGCCCUUCUGCCAGCCUUGAUGGACUCUGCCCUGCUGUAAGAUUGCGUCACCACCACCCCUACCUCUCUGGGUUUCCCCAGACAUCGAAGUAACGUGCCCCCCACCCCCACCAUGCUCCAGCCCUCCUCCACGUUGUGCUCCAGUCCAACUGGACUCUGGGCAGCCAGCAUAGGCAGGGUCAGGAGGUGACUUCCGUGCCCUGUGGCACUGCCACCUUGGCCUGGGCAGGAGGACUCCAUUCCUUUCCCCCCCGUCCCAGCCCUAUUGCUAGGAAUAGAGAGACCAGAGUUCUCCUUCCAGAGACCCUGGAGAAGGAACCAGUGGAACGCACAGCUGCCUCAUCAGAACUGCUGCACCAGAGGUGUCUGGGACCAUCCACCUACUGCCUUCCUGAGUCUCAAGCGAUAGAAGACAAGUGACUCUACCCUUGGCCGAGGGUAGGUGUGACACUGCGGUCUGCUGCUGCCGGGCCCUCAUUGGCUUCCACGCAAUCAGAUCAACAGAAGGAGCAACUGCCAUCCGAGGCUCCCGACCCAGCCCAGGGCCGUUCACCAGGAGCAUGGGGCUCCCUGAUGUCCAGCCCCAGCUGGUGCUGCUGUGGGCGCUGGUGUGGGCACAGGGGGCAGGGUCUGUAUGUCCUUCUUGCGGAGGCCCCACGCCGGCGCCCCAAGCAGAACGAGCUCUGGUCCUGGAGCUAGCCAAGCAGCAGAUCUUGGAGGGGCUGCACCUGACCAGUCGUCCCAGAAUAACUCACCCUCCACCCCAGGCAGCGCUGGCCAGAGCGCUGCGGAGACUACAGCCGGCAAGUGUGGCUCCGGCGGGUGGGGAGGAGGUCAUCAGCUUUGCUACCAUCACAGAUUCCCCCACAUCAGCCUGCAGCUCCGUGCUCGCCUUCCACCUGUCCGCGGCUCAGUCCCACCGCCUGGACCAUGCCCGCCUCUGGCUGCACGUGCUCCCCACCCUUCCUGGCACUCUUCACUUGAGGAUCUUCCGACGGAGCCCCAGGCGCAGGCACCAAGGGUCGAGCACCCUCCUGGCCGAGCACCAGAUGACAGUCCCGGGCUGGCACGCCCUCACUCUGCCCUCUAGUGGCUUGAGGGCUGAGGAGUCCACUGUCCUGAAACUCCAGCUGAACUGCAGACUCCUGGAAGGCAACAGCACCUGUGCCCAGCAGCCUCUGCAGCUCCUGGACACAGCAGGAGACCAGCGGCCCUUCCUGGAGCUGAAGAUCCUGCCCAAUGAGCCUGGAGCAGGCCGGGCCAGGAGGAGGACCCCCACCUGUGAGCCCGAGACCCCCUUAUGCUGCAGGCGAGACCAUUACGUAGACUUCCAGGAACUGGGAUGGCGGGACUGGAUCCUGCAGCCCGAGGGGUACCAGCUAAAUUACUGCAGCGGACAGUGCCCCCCCCACCUGGCUGGGAGCCCUGGCAUUGCUGCCUCCUUCCACUCGGCCGUCUUCAGCCUCCUCAAGGCCAACAACCCUUGGCCCUUGGGUACUUCCUGCUGUGUCCCUACUGCCCGAAGGCCUCUGUCUCUCCUCUACCUGGACCGGGAUGGCAAUGUGGUCAAGACGGAUGUGCCAGAUAUGGUGGUGGAGGCCUGUGGCUGCAGCUAGCGAGAGGACCUGGGGAUUUGGAGUAAAGAGAUCAGUUGGGGGCUCCCAGGCAAAGGGCAUCUGUGGCGGGAGACAUUAGAUUUCUGAUCCACACCCCCACCUAAUGGGUGGGGUGGCAGUAUGACCGGGGUGACCCCUAGGGAACACACAUGGGCACUCGUUCGUCCAGACACUUGCCUAUUCCAGGCUGGUUGAUGUGUGGGGAGAUGGGGAAAGUGUGUUCUCUAAAGGAGUCUCCCCAGAAAGCUUGAUUUCCUACCCUAAGCCCUCUGAGAAGGUGGCGGAGGUGAGGGAGGGGUGGAGGGAGGGAAGGAGAAGGCAGAGAAAAAUUCCUUAGUCUCUCCCAAGAAAAGAAAGUCCUCAAGUGAGGGAAGCAGGCUUGGGACAGGGGAACCAGGCUGGCCAAGGGUAGGAACUGUGGAAGAGCUUUAAGGCAGGGUCAAGAAGGAGAUGGGCAAGGGGUUAAGAGGAAGUGGUUAGGAGAGCCCCAGAAAUGGGACCCAGGAGAGAGGGGUGCUGAGCCUAAGAAGUUCCCUGGUGUUUCCCAGUUUGGGGGACAGGACCCACCGGGGAGACAAAUGUUUAUACUUUCCUAAUAAAAAUGAGGGGAAAAAUCAACAAGUAUGAGUCAUAAAGAAGGGCUGGGGUGAUAGUCCAGAGGGAUAGUUUUCAAGGUGAGGUCUGGGGACCCCUGGGAGGUCCCUGAGACCCUUACAGGAGUGUUCACAAGGUCAAAACUGUUUUUAUAAUAAUAUUAAGAUGGUAUUUGCCUUUUUUUAUUUUCAUUAUCUCAAAAGUAUACAGUGGAGUUUUCCAGAGGCUGUGUGGCAUGUGAUUACAUCAUCUUUCUGACAUCAUUGUUAAUGAGAUAUGUGCUUGUGUAUUCUUGUGUUACAAACUUUUUUCAGUUUUAAUUGCUAAUAUAGUAAAUUGAUAUGAACCACAUAAACAAAAAUUCAAUAGAUUUUAAGAGCGUAAAGGUGGGGCGCCUGGGUGGCUCAGUGGGUAAGGCAUACAACUCUUAAUCUCAGGGUUGUGAGUUCAAGCCCCACAUUGGGCAGG